This is a messenger RNA of Acaulospora colombiana, 3530 nucleotides long. The record is from the annotation of a GenBank genome assembly. NCBI's taxonomy places the organism in Eukaryota, Fungi, Glomeromycota, Glomeromycetes, Diversisporales, Acaulosporaceae.
AUGAAUAGUAAAAAAGCACAUCUAAUAGCCACAACUUUUGAUAAUGGCCUCGAAGUAGUAAAGGGCGAUGAUCAAACUGAAGAGUUAGUUUUUGUUAAAGGAAAAUCAACAAGAGAGUUACCGGACUUCUUACCAGAUACUUUUGAAACGAUAGAUCUCCAAUAUAAUGACGAUAAUUCAUGCCACAAGGUUUUUAACGAUCAGGAAGCAACGCUGAAAUCAAUCUUGAAUUCAUCUGCCAUAAAACUACCUGUAUGGCCCAUAGAACAAGUGGCAACAUUAAAUUCUCAACUAGUUAUUACCUUAAAAGAUAACUCUCGGGCGAUUCUUUUACCAGUGUACACGUCUUUUGCGGGAAAAACAACAUUAACCGCUAUAACUAUUUGCGGGUUGAAUCAGAAUCGCGCUUUGGAUCGAGAAUAUUUGGAAUUUUUAAAUCUCGUUGCUGGUCAUGUGAGUUCAGGCCUAGCACAUGGUCGAUCACGCGAAGAGGAGAGAAAACAAGCCGAAAUUCUAGCAGAUUUAAAUCGUCAAAAAAUAAUGUUUUUCCAAAAUAUUAGUCAUGAGCUGAGAAAGUCAAGUCAAUCUCGUAGUUAUGAAGGUACCGGCAUAGGACUUGCAUUUGUAAAGGAGCUGAUAAUGAGACACGAUGGUGAAAUUUCCGUAUAUUCGGAAGUGAAAAAGGGUACUACUUUCCGUGUAUCACUACCAACGGGUUGGGCACAUUUACCGGAAACACAAGUAUACCAUGAAAAAAAUGAAUUUGAAAUUAAUUCAAUGGAAAAAUAUUCGGUUAAUGGACGGAAUCUCUAUAUUGAAGAAUCACAUCAAUGGAUACAAAAUGGUCCCGAUAAUGAAUCAAUUGAUAUCAAUAAUGAUAACGCGGAUGAUAUUAUGGACUUAGAUUGCCUAAAUACCUUAAACGAUUUAGUGUUAGAGAACAAGAAGGAGGAUGUUCAAAACAUCUCCUUACCUUUGUUGCUUAACGAUAUAUCUAAUGCGCGCAAAGUUUUUUACGUUCUUGUCGUCGAUGAUAAUACGGACAUGAGUUUAUUACAAAAGGAAUUUAAAGUACGCAGCGCUUGCGACGGUCGAGAUGCCUUAAGAAUAUUAAAGAAAUUUCCAAAGAAACCUGACUUGAUCUUAAGCGAUGUUAUGAUGCCAAAUAUGGACGGUUUGGAAUUCUUAAAGGCACUUAGAUCUGAUCCAGUAACUCAGUUAAUUCCCGUGAUUUUUUUGUCUGCUAAAGCGGGUGAAGAUGCCAGCGUAGAAGGAUUGGAACAUGGCGCGGAUGAUUAUUUAAUUAAACCAUUUAGUGUCAAAGAUUUAGUUGUUCGAAUUAAAGCGAACAUUAAACUCUCACAUCUUCGUCAACAACUUUUGCUACAACAGAAACAACAAUCGGAGACUCGAGAGUUAUUAUUCUCAAUAAGUGACAAGAUUCGCUCUGGAUUUGAUAUAGAAAAAACGUUAUCUAUAGCUAUGGCGUUCUCGGCCUCUGAUCCAAACGAACAAAAUUUAGCGGGAAGAAGUUUUUCGUAUUCAUUAUAUGAUGAAAAAGAUAUUCAGAAGUUAUUUUCAAAAUAUAAUAUUGUUGAAACGGGUAACAAGGCGUUUAAAAAGCUCCAAGAUGCGUUAAUGGAUCAUAAUGAGUAUGUAGUGAUGGAAAAUUCCUAUUCCUGCGUAGUUGGCCGCUACGUCUCUGUAAUUACUAUGCCAAUUAAAACAAAUUCAUCAGCGUGGGGAUGGAUAGUUGUUAAUAGAGCACCAAACGAAACUUGGUUGGAUUCAGAGAAGGUCUUUAUUCAGCAAAUUUCAAAUCAAAUUGGCUUGGCGAUAACACAUGCAAUGCUUAUGGAAGAAAAAUUAAAAAAGGAGGCUCAGAUGGAAGCUGCAAAAGCAGCUAAUGAAGCUAAAGGACAAAUUUUAGCAAAUACCUCUCAUGAACUUCGAACGCCGUUAGGGGCAAUAAUAGGACUUUUGUCAGCAUUUGAAGAUACUCCGUUAACUAAAGACCAGAAAGAAAUGGUUCAAAUAAUGACACGCGCAUCAGAUGUUGUUCUUUCUGUGAUUAACAACAUCCUUGAUGCAGCCAAACUUGAGGCACAGAAGAUUGCGCUUGUUAAUAGAAAAUUUGAUUUACUGCAUGUGGUUGAAGAAACUCUAAACAUACUUGGAGAAAAGGCAGGCACUAAGCAGCUUGAGUUAAUUUUAUGUUAUGAACAUGAAUCUCUUCCAAAAUACGUAAAGUCAGAUCCCGAUAGCAUUGAUCCCAAAUUUAUGAAACAUAUAUGGGAAAGCUUUUCACAGGCAGAUGCCACUAUAACUAGACGCCAGGAUGGUACAGGAUUAGGUCUUUCGAUUUGCAAACAUCUGGUGACCGUAAACGGAGGAGAAUUAGGAGUUACAAGUGAAUUAGGGAAAGGAAGUCGGUUUUGGUUUACUUGGAACGUCGAACCAUUAACUGUUAACCAAUCUAACUUGGCAUCCCCUCCAGCCGUACGAUCUGAACGCAUUCUUGUGAUUGAUCCAAUUUAUAUAGCUCGUGACACUUUAGUUAGAUUCAUAGAGAGUCGUGUUAAACGAGUUGACGCGUUCGACACCGUCGAAGAGGGUAUUAUAUCGGCGAAAAUGUGGAAAGAACAACGCAACGAAAUAUAUGAUCUCGUCUUUUUUAAUAUUUGCAGAAAUAAUACAGACGAUAUUAGAAAGGCAUUAAGAGAGUUAAGAAUUGUAUGCGGAGAUCACUUGUGUAUAGUAUUGAUGGUCUUUUGGUCCACUAGAGGGCGUAUUACGGGAGAAGAGAUAAUGAAAGAAGUCGGAGGUCGAAUUAUCACCUUAUAUAAACCUAUAAUGCAGAAUCGAAUUUUGGAUUAUUUAUAUAAUAACGAAAACUUAAAUUUAACGUCUGAUAAGCUUAAUGGCUACAGCGCUGUUAAAUCAUUAACGGAAUUAAGAGUGGAAAAAUAUUAUAAUGAUAAUCGAUCUUUAACCCACAUCAAAGAUUUAUCUGUAGGGAAUUUGCCGACAAAUAAAAAUGAUAGCGAGGAUACUACUAUGCCAAUUAUUGAAGAAUCAAAUAACGAAAAAUCUAAUAGAGAUUUAAUGAACUCUUCUGUAGAUGAGCCAUUAAAAAAAACGUCUUUGAAAAGAAUGUCUUCUGAGGAUGAGGACAACAGAACUCUUGAUUAUGGGCACGAAGAUAAUCCCAUAAAUCUAAAAGUUAUACAACAUCAGCUCACGAAACUCGGAUAUCAAUCGCUGUCAGCAACAAAUGGACAAGAGGCCGUAAAUUUAGUGACCGAAUUUUCUAACCGUCUAAAUAACAAGUGCACACUCAUAUCUUCAUCAAAUUUACCUUCCGAUAGCUACGAAAAUAUUUCUUUAAUUCUAAUGGAUUGUGCAAUGCCAGUAAUGUCGGGUUAUGAUGCUUCGAAAGCCAUAAGAGCAAUGGAAUCACCGAUAUCACAAAUACCAAUUAUUGCGUUAACGGCAUCAGCUAUUCAAGGUUCAAGAGAUAAAUGCCUCGA